UACGGAAUCAAUAUAUCCGAUUAAAAGGCGAGAAAGUCCGUGCGAUAAGCAAAGAAGAAGAUAUUUUAAUUGACGUUGUAAGAUAUAAUAAAUCUCACAUAGUCGGCAAGCAUAGUGUUCGUCUUUUACCUUAUGCUACUGCCAAGUUGAAUCCGGACGAUGAUAAGCUAUGUUUACCAAGAUCAAAUUCCAGGAAAAAGCCCGCAAUUAAAUUAUUAAUUUUGUUCAAUAAAACAUCACCAAAUUCAAUUCGUUAUUCAAGAUUGGAUUUUGAAACGGGUGAUAGAACUAUGCAUGAUGUUUAUUCAAAAGAGAUCGAACAGCAUCGUAUGACCGAUGUAGUUCAUGGUGAUCAUUUAGAAUAUGUAAAUAUUCCAGUUAACCAGCCGGGUGUAUAUCAACUUGAAGAGGCAUUAGAUCAUGAUGGAAUGGGAAUAAAGAUAUAUAAAAGAGAUGUAACUAUAGUAUAUUGUCCAAUGGCAAAAUUUGUAUUAAAAUCAAGUUCAAAUCUAUGCGUUGAGGAUGAAAUACACGUUGACCUAAUGUUGCAAGGUGUACCCCCUUUAAGCGUGAUCUAUGAAAGAAGAAUAAACAACUAUGCUCUUAAUAUGACUAUAGACAGUAUCGGUCCUGAGCAUUAUAUUUCUCCUCCAAUUAGAUCAGAUCAAGAAGCUGCGGUGUUGGCAUC
Racocetra persica is the source of this 688-nucleotide messenger RNA. The record is from the annotation of a GenBank genome assembly. NCBI's taxonomy places the organism in Eukaryota, Fungi, Glomeromycota, Glomeromycetes, Diversisporales, Gigasporaceae.